UUGUGGACCUUCCUUAAUUCAAUUCAAGCUUUGCAUUGAAUAUUUUCAAUUUUUAAUUUAAUUUAUUUUUUAUCUUUAUUUCAUGUCACAGUAUCUGUUAUUAUUAAUUAUUAUUUUGCUAUAUAAAUCACAUUCCCAACUCUGUGUGUUCUCAGAGCUGAGCUUGCCAAUGGCGCGUUUUUCUCUACGUGCUGUGGUGUUUUGUUUCUGUGUGUUGAUUGCGUUGGUCGCAGCUGACAACAAUGUAGAAGACAACAAGGGUUUGUUUCAUCGUCCACUUGGUUUUUAUAAGGGUCGUAAGAGGUUUCGUGGAGGGGGUCUCGGUGGUGGCAUUGGUGGGGGUGGAGGUUUUGGUGGUGGAGCUGGUGGAGGUUUUGGUGGUGGAGCUGGUGGUGGCGGUGGUCUAGGCGGAGGUGGUGGAUUGGGUGGUGGUGGUGGUUUUGGUGGGGGAGCUGGUGGUGGCGGUGGUCUAGGCGGAGGUGGUGGAUUGGGUGGUGGUGGUGGUUUGGGUGGCGGUGGAGGGCUUGGUGGCGGUGGCGGUUUAGGUGGUGGUGGGGGCUUAGGGCAUGGCAUUUAUAAAAGGGGUUAUAAACGUGGAGGAUUGGGUGGCGGUGGAGGGCUCGGCGGAGGUGGUGGUUUGGGUGGUGGAGGAGGGUUAGGGCAUGGUAUUUACAAGAGAGGUUUUAAACGUGGAGGUCUUGGCGGCGGUGGAGGACUCGGAGGAGGUGGCGGUCUCGGUGGAGGUGGAGGACUUGGAGGUGGUGGGGGACUCGGUGGUGGAGGUGGUCUAGGUGGUGGAGGAGGACUCGGAGGUGGUGGCGGACUUGGAGGUGGAGGUGGAGGUGGUUUUGGUGGUGGCGGAGGACUUGGAGGUGGUAGUGGAGGCGGUCUUGGUGGAGGAGUUGGCGGCGGGUACGGAGGAGGAGCUGGGGGAGGGUUUGGUGGUGGAGGUGGUGCGGGUGGUGGAGGCGGAUUUGGAGGCGGAGGAGGAGCUGGAGGAGGAGGAGGUAUUGGUGGAGGCGCUGGAGGAGGAUACGGUGGAGGUGGAGGUUUUGGUGGCGGUGGCGGUUUCGGCGGUGGUCACCACUAAAUGCAAUGUGUUAAAAUUAACCAUGUCUCUAUUUCAUAUCUAAAUUUGUGAAAAUUAUUAUCUACCUGUUCCAACUAUCAUACCCUUUUAUUAUAUUGUUGUUAAUUUUCAUGUAGGAGAGGUGAUUUUCAAUUGUGUAGUUUGAAAUUUAUUUUUUUAAAAAAAAAAAAACGAAAAGGUGGACGGGAAUUUGCUGGGAGAAAUGGUGAUCGGAGUAUUGGCUUUUAUGAUCUCCUUCCGUUGGUGGUUGAUACGGUGCGUUUUGGACGAAUCGAUCUUGACCGAGUCUUUCUCAUGCAUGCAGAGUAUGAUUGUGGCUUAUAAGUUAAUUAUAUCAUGUAAAUUGUAAAACAUUGUUAUUAAUUAUUGUUAUUACAUCAUCUUUUCUUUCCUAUCUUAAU
Molecule: messenger RNA, 1491 nt
Organism: Cucumis sativus (cucumber)
Lineage: Eukaryota; Viridiplantae; Streptophyta; Magnoliopsida; Cucurbitales; Cucurbitaceae
Product: glycine-rich cell wall structural protein 1
Exons: 1
Coding region: 83-1090 (335 amino acids)
Source: RefSeq, a predicted model, not a curated record